Drosophila eugracilis is the source of this 564-nucleotide messenger RNA. RefSeq lists its product as uncharacterized. The coding region runs from base 1 to 564 and encodes 187 amino acids. The record is from RefSeq and is a predicted model, not a curated record. The transcript has 3 exons. NCBI's taxonomy places the organism in Eukaryota, Metazoa, Arthropoda, Insecta, Diptera, Drosophilidae.
AUGCGUUACCUAGUGCUAGCCUUAUUAAGUGAACCCACCGUUAUUUACAAAUUGAAAAAUAUCGAGUGCUCAACAGUUCCUGGUUAUUCGGCCAAUGCUUCAUGUUUUAUAAAGGCUAUCAAUUGGAACAAGGCAGUGGCCCAAAUGGAUGUGGAUCUCGUAAAACCUUUAUAUAAUAUAACAGUUCAGUUUCAAGUCUUCAAAAGGGACUAUAGUAAUAAGUACCAGCCGUUUCUUGUGAAUGUUAUCUUGAAAGUCUGCGAUAUAUUAUCAAAACGAAACUUUAUGCCUUAUGGGGUUAUGAUUCUUAAAACUGCAAAGCAAUUCUCAAACUUUAAUCAUAGCUGCCCUUUUGCCGGACAUUUAUUUGCACGUGACGCCUAUCUAAAUGAAUCGGUUUUCCCGAACUUUUUUCCUUUGGGCCUCUAUAAAGCGAACGUAACCAUAAUGGAAAGCUACGAAAAGUUACCAACGGCUCACGUUGGGGGUAUUGUUUGGUAUAUUCAGGCCAUGUAUCCCAUCCAGACAAAGAAAAAUCCAAAGCCGCGACCUUUCUCCUCAUAG